AUGUCUAGUAAUCAAGAGCAUCCAGUGGAAAGUCUGGAAGCCGCAGACGCGCCAUUGAUCACGGAUGAUUUCACUAAGUGGACGGUAGACGAAGUGACCUCUUGGUGCGUUUCUUCGCUGGAAAUUGCUACAGAUGAUCCUGUUAUCGAGCGAAUGAGGGAAAAUGGCGUCUCUGGAGAAUUGCUUCCUGAGCUGACGUUUGAUGAUUGCAAGGAAUUAUGCGGUGAAGAUUUGAACAAAGCAGUACGACUGAAAGUGCUCCUGAAUAGGCUUCAGAAUGAUGCUGACAGGGAAUCCAAGCUGGAAGAACAACAGCAGCAUAUGGUGGUAACGCUCAGAAACUUAUACUCUACGGUUUCGCAGAAAUUGCAAGAAUAUCAGACGCAGUACGCUAAGCUGAGAUUGGACGUGUUGGAACUAGUGAAAACCUCGAACGUAAGUCCUAAGAUUCCGGCACAUGAAACGCCAUCCCACGCAGUGCAGCCAUCGGAGGAUUAUUUCGGCGGUCCACAUCAGCCGGCGGACUACAUCAGCACAAACUUCGCAACUCCGGUCCCACUUUCAUCGAUGCCCCGUAAGUCGAGCAGUCUAUCAACCAGGCCGCCUCCAAACAGGUCUGCAUCGUCGCAUUUGAAUGACACACCUGCUGGCGCAAUUUCCAACGAACCACUGAAGCAAUUGCGGGCGUCAAAGGAAGAUUCCUGUGAGAAAAUACUGAAGAACGCAAUGAAAAGACAUAAUUUGGCCGAUCACGACUGGAGACAAUACGUGCUGGUCAUAUGCUAUGGUGACCAAGAGCGAAUCUUAGAGUUGGAGGAAAAACCAGUAGUUAUUUUCAAGAACCUGAAGCAACAAGGGCUGCAUCCAGCCAUCAUGUUGAGAAGAAGAGGCGACUUCGAAGAAUUGAAUAUGGGUGGCGAGAGCGCCACACCGGGAGGUAGAUUGUGA
Torulaspora globosa is the source of this 948-nucleotide messenger RNA. It is a transcript of the gene STE50, whose product is annotated as Ste50p. The transcript has a single exon. The record is from RefSeq and is a predicted model, not a curated record. Bases 1 to 948 code for a protein of 315 amino acids. NCBI's taxonomy places the organism in Eukaryota, Fungi, Ascomycota, Saccharomycetes, Saccharomycetales, Saccharomycetaceae. Gene Ontology annotation, biological process: signal transduction.